GCGGCUGCCAAGGGCUGUUGAGAUAUCUGAUCCUGUUUGUAUGGGUUUAUAUUCUGAACUGACUCUGAGGUGGCCAUACUUGUCACUUCCAGGAAUAUUCUGGAGCAGGUCCAGAUUAGAGUAAUUUGAACCAGGAUUUAGCCUUGACAAUGAGAGAGGGCCCUGCAGUACCAAGAGCUGGAAAUCUCCAGCCAUGAGUCUGUCUGUAUCCUUUUGCUGACAUCAGAAAUGACUCUAUGCUCAGACUACACAGCACAAUGAGACAAACCAUUGGACACAGACAUGGGCUGUGACCCAAGAACCCCUUAAUGCCAUCUGGCAAGGCAGUUAUAGGAAUCUCAUGAGCUUGGUGUGUACAUUCUAGUUUACCAAAGAAUGUCAUGUGAGGUCUCAAACGAAAGGGGGAGGAUCACAUUGGUUAGUAAUUUCAUUGUAAAAGAUAUAUACACAUACAAUGUAAGAAGUUAUGUAUAUAUACUGAAAAUAUGCAUCAAGGUAUCAGUCACCAGACAAAGUAUAAAACAUAUUUCUAUCACACAAGAGAUGUUUAUGCAUCUGUCUCUUUGACAGGAUGUAAGUUAAGCACUGUAAACUAACACAAUGAAUGCCUAUUUAUGUAUCAAAUCAACAAAGAGAUGUGACGUCAACAGGGAGGCAGCACACAGGAAAAAACAAGCCAAGUGUAGUUAUCCUGGCUGUGUGCAAAGACAAUGAACUUUGGGGAGGAAUAUGUAGAAGGCAAAGAAGAGGCCCUCCUCUCAUCCUGCAGGUAGGAGGAAGAGUCAGUGGAGCCCCAGCCUAGUGUUUCCGUGAGUUAAGGGCUGGGAACAGGAAAUUAAUAGUCAGGGCUAUUAAUACUGCCUUCCCCAGGCAGCUCUGAACAGAGCAGCACCUCACAGGCUCCCUUCACAGCAUGGAGAUCUCCUGGUGUGCAUUUCUAUCAUACAGGCUUGUACUGUGGUGUAGUCUCUGGGGACUCUGCUUGGCAAGUCCGGACUAUGAUGAUUACUCCCAGAACAGCACCAACGAGCAAGUGGUUACAUCAGCAAACACUCUGUGUCCCCGGGCCAUCCCAGGAGAGAAGGUGACUCGUGGCAACAUCACCUACCUGUCCAUCCAUGAGGACUCCCGCUCUCAGCUGAGCAGUGCUGUGACAGUGUGGCUCAUCCCCUGCCUCUACACUGCUGUCUUCCUGGUGGGGCUGCCAGCCAAUGGGCUGGCCCUCUGGGUUCUAGCAACUAGGAUUGAGAAGCUGACCUCCACCAUCUUCCUGAUGAACCUGGCUGCAGCUGACCUGCUCCUGGUGCUGGUGCUACCUUUUAAGAUCUCCUAUUACUUCCUGGGGAACCAUUGGCCCUUUGGGGAGGGCCUGUGCCGGCUCACCACUGCCACCUUCUAUGGGAACAUGUACUGUUCUGUGCUACUGCUCAUGUGCAUCAGUGUUGACCGGUACUUGGCUGCAGUGCACCCUUUCUUCUCCCGCUCCUUCCGCAGCCCAGGCUUUGCCGCCUGCACCUGCCUCAGUGUCUGGCUCAUCACUGCUAUCUUCACCUUGCCCUUGACCCUCUUGCAGCAGUCCUACCCCCUGGAUAAGGCAAACAUCACUCUCUGUCAUGAUGUUCUCCCCAGGCAUGAGGAUGCUGAGUACUACUACUACUACUUUGUGUGCUUGAUCGUCUGCGGCUUCCUUGUCCCCUUAGUGGUGAUGCUGUUUAGCCACUGCUCGGUGCUGUGGAUCCUGCUGGGCAGUGGAGAGAGGUACGCAUAUGCCAUGAAGCUCACGGUCCUUGUGCUGAUCACAGUCGUGGUGUUCUACACACCCAGCAACAUCCUUCUCCUUGUCCACUAUUCCAGCAACUGCUCCAAGCUCUAUGGGGACUUGUACAUCAGCUACAUGGUGAGCCUGGCCCUCAGCAGCUUCAACAGCUGUGUUGACCCCUUCGUAUACUACUAUGUCUCUGAGGACUUCAGAAACAAGGUGAGGCGGAGAAUUUUCAGCCGCAGCAAGCAAACCAUCACAUCGCUGAAAACCUCUAAAGAGACUCUCCCUCAGAAGAGCUCCCACUCACAGUCCCUGGUGUGAGGUGCUGGCACCCUUCAUUCCCAUGCCAUCUGCUCACUCCAGGGCUGAGGUUCAGACACAGAUUUAGAGCUCUGAGGUAUAGUCUAGGUAGGAAGCUAAUGCAGGCAGGGAGGUGAAGGAGACAGAUUCUUAAGACUGAAUUCAUCAGGGCCUUAUGAACUCCUAAGAGGCUUGGAGCCCAAAUUUUGAUGGUGACCACUGUAUGAAUACUAACCUGUAACAGGGACAGCACAUAUGACUUCCCAUACAGCUGCUCUGCCCCCUUACUAUGCUCACUGGGUGUUACAGGCAGGCUGUAUAGUCGACUCUACAUAUAAUAGCAGAGAUUGCUGGGGGAAGGAACAUAGAGCAUUUGAGGGAAAAGUGGAAGCUUGGGAAUGCAUUUGCCCAGUAUUAAAACCUGCCUGAGCAAACUGACGGAGGAGGGCAACUUACAGCCACCCACACACUAGUCUCAGCCUCUGAGCUCACACGUCUUGUGCACAGAGCCAUUUGGCUGGCGUGUCAGGUAAUUGCUCUGCACACAGCAUGUGUCCAUACGCAGGCAAAGUUAGAAUCUUCUUACCUGACUUGGUAAACUCUCAUUCAUGGAAAUGCCAGAGUCUCCUGUUCCUAGCAAGGUCAAUUUUAUCCCUAUUUCAGCAAAAAGAAGUACAUUUAGGGGAAGUAGAGAAAGAGUUUUAGAGUUUAUAAAGUGAGAGAGAAAGUGGGAGUCAGGACUCCUGGAUUCUAUUCCAUCCUCUCUCUCUUCCACUGAUAUGCUCUGUGCCCUCGAAUAAGUAAUUUACUCUCCUUGCACCUCAGUAUCCCUAGCUGUAAAACGGAGAGGAUACUUAUAAGGAUAAAUUAAUUAAUGUUUGUAAAACGCAGUGAGAUCCUCACGUGAGAUGCAUUGUUUCAUGCUAAUUAUUCUAUGUGAAUGAGGUGAAAUGUCAGCUUCUCUGAUAAGGUGCUUCUCACUUUGCAAAUCCUCAGCCCAUUGCUGGUAAGAAAUGUACAAACAAUAUCCACCCAUUCCCUUUACGCAAAAUGCUCUGCUGUUCUGCACUUGUUAUUUCUUUGAAGUGAACUGCCUCUCUUUAGUAUGUUAUGAAGGGAGCCCAGCUUGUGCCCAGGAAAAAGGAUUUUCAUGUCUCUUCAAGACAGGAUAUUAAUGAAGCAUUGAAAACUCCUACGCUGGAAUCCCACACUUUUGUGUAACCUCUGUUGAGACCCAACCUCCCCACCACACCCACUAAAAUAGCUGACCAUGCCUGCAGCUGGAUUCAGGAAUGUGUUGCAAAUGUGACAAGUUACAGCCACUGUAUCCCUCAAAACAAAAUUGAAGGUACCUCCUGGCAAACAAUGAAGCAGAAAUGGAUGGGACACCAGAAACUCCUUAGAACUGUUAAUACUUUGAUUCUGCUGAUUCGUGUAUUACUGUUGCCCUCUCAGUGCUGUGCAACAGUAUAACUGGUAGGUUAGAGAAAGCUUAGAGCCACAGCCCUGCAGUAUGCUCCCCCUGUAGUAUUACGAGGCAGAUGUUAGUAGAGAGGAGAGGAAGACAGAAUUGUUUUAGAAAUCAGUUUUUAAUAAAAUAUUCAUCAGUGUCUAAAACAACCCCUUUUCUGGACUCAUACUAACAUUUGUGCGAAGAAAACAAAAAUGUUCACAAAGCUGGGUUUUGUGGGGUUUUUUUAAAUAUUCUUGGUGAAAAACUAGAGCCUAUUUCCUAUAGGUGCAAUACUCUGAAUGCUGAGAAAAUACCAGCUGCUGAACGCAGGAGAGAUAUGAUGGAGUUAGGCCAAGAACCAGGGCCAUCGUCACUCCACCAGAAAUAGCACACAUGAGAAAACAAAACUGAGCAGAAGGGGUUUUUUUUAACAUUAAAUUGACAGAGAUGUAUUUCUAAAUUGACAAUCUACUCACAAUAAUGAAACCCAGAUUAUUGCGCAUUAAAGAAUCAAUGUCAGCAAAGCAAGUGCUGUUGUUUUCAACUCAAUUUUUAAGUUGGUUGAAUCUUUUUCUAUUUGUUGUCUAUUGAGGCUGAUCAAGAAGGGGGAAAGGAGGAAUGUGUGGACAAGAAAGAACAAAAUAAUUUUUGCUUUAAAAUAAAUACCAUGGUAAUGAUUGCUCCUGAUAAUAUUCAUGUACAGUUACAGAUAUAAAUACUAAUUUCAAUGGAGGGAUUACAAGCAAAAUCACCGAUAACUAGAGAGAGCUAUCAAGUCUAAUUAGCAAAGUACCUUGGUAUAAACAGGCGCUUCUGUAUCUCACAGACUCACUGGAGUUUCUCUCCCCUUCAUGUUGAAUCAUUGUCAGAGGAAAGGAGAAGACUGUCUCUAAGCAUGUGAGAGAAAUGGUUCCAAAUUGGCAAAAAUCCCAAAGCCCAAAAGAAACCCCACUGCUUGUCUGCCCUCUUUCAUUCUCAGCCACCCACCCUGUUUUUUUGCUGGGCUAAAAAUCGCUCUCUUCUCCCCCAAAUAGCAUUGAGGAGUUGAUCCUGACAAUGCAGAUGGUGUGGACCCUCAGUGCUCUGUCCUCUUAGCUCUCUCAGAGACAGGUGUGUGACCAAGAAGCCACAGAGUCGACACUGGGUAUAAGCCUGUGAAUGAAGAGUGUGAAGCCCCUACCCUGGGCUCGGUGGCUUACAUGGGACAUAUUCCCAGAUGGAACAUGUACUGGAACCAGCUCUUUGAUGAGGGAGGGAAAGACAAGAAUUUAAUUUGCCUUGAUAAGAGAAUUAAGAUAACAGAAAAUGGGGACAGUGAGUCUGGGAAAGGGAGAAUGCAAGUGUGCACAAUAGCUGGGCCUUCAACUGGGGCAAACAUGGACUCCAAUCAUAAAAUUACUCCCAGCAGCACCUACCUGUGGGUAUAAGGCCUUCCUGCCUCAUCAUUGCUGGGGGGUGGGGUGGGGUGUAGAAGUAGCAGCUGCUUUUCUGUAUUUGUAUGUUUCUUUCCUUGGUUCCUGAAAUAAACAGCCUGUUUAACUGC
Mauremys mutica (yellowpond turtle) is the source of this 5058-nucleotide messenger RNA. RefSeq names its product F2R like thrombin or trypsin receptor 3 (gene F2RL3). The record is from RefSeq and is a predicted model, not a curated record. Gene Ontology annotation, biological process: thrombin-activated receptor signaling pathway; blood coagulation; positive regulation of Rho protein signal transduction. Lineage: Eukaryota; Metazoa; Chordata; Testudines; Geoemydidae. The transcript has 3 exons. Gene Ontology annotation, cellular component: membrane. Bases 914 to 2083 code for a protein of 389 amino acids. Gene Ontology annotation, molecular function: thrombin-activated receptor activity.